This is a messenger RNA of Nothobranchius furzeri (turquoise killifish), 1838 nucleotides long. It is a transcript of the gene nkx3-2, whose product is annotated as NK3 homeobox 2. Gene Ontology annotation, molecular function: RNA polymerase II cis-regulatory region sequence-specific DNA binding; DNA-binding transcription factor activity, RNA polymerase II-specific. Lineage: Eukaryota; Metazoa; Chordata; Actinopteri; Cyprinodontiformes; Nothobranchiidae. Gene Ontology annotation, cellular component: nucleus. The record is from RefSeq and is a predicted model, not a curated record. Gene Ontology annotation, biological process: regulation of transcription by RNA polymerase II; cell differentiation.
GCCUGAGCUGAUGGUGGAGCUGUGCAGCGGAGCAGCAUCGCCUCUGCGGAUGUAGCAGGAACCUUCCACCGCUUCUCCCGCGGGGAUGCAACCAGAAAUCGCCGCUGGGGGAGACAAAAGUUACGCAAUGUGGAUGAACUGACAUUUACUGAACGAUCCGAUCUAAUUACUCAAGUUAAAAAGUGACUGAACGCCGCUGCUUUGAAAAUGGCCGUUCGUGGCAACUCGCUGAUGCCGUUCUCCAUCCAGGCGAUCCUGAACAAAAAGGACGACAGCCGACACUUGCCAGAUUUGGACAUGUGUCUGUCCAAGACGGCGUGCUGGAAAAUAUUCGGUGAGAUGAACGUAGGCUCGGGGAGGAGCGACGGGGAGCCGUGUGAGCAGACUGAGCAGAAAGGCUACGACUCGGACUCUGGGCUUAGCGACGACACCGAUAGGAAGACUCCGGGCGGGCGUAAGCCGGAGAAGGACGGGGACGCAGCGUCAGACGCGCCGGAGGAGAGCCUGCAAGAAGAGACGGACCACGAGUCUGCAGCUACAGAAAACACAAAGAGCGACACUGAGCCAAAUAACACCACGGACUCCAGCAUCCUGGACGAGAAGAACCCGGAUCAGCCCAAACAGCGCAAAAAGCGCUCCAGAGCCGCUUUCUCUCACGCGCAGGUAUUCGAGCUGGAACGCCGCUUCAACCACCAGCGGUACCUCUCUGGGCCGGAGCGGGCGGACCUGGCGGCCUCCCUGAAGCUAACAGAGACUCAGGUCAAGAUCUGGUUCCAGAACCGUCGGUACAAGACCAAACGCCGGCAGAUGGCCGCCGAUCUGAUGGCGUCCACACCGGCAGCCAAGAAAGUGGCGGUGAAGGUUCUGGUGCGGGACGACCAGAGACAGUAUGGGCCGGGGGAGAUCAUGCGGCCCCCGCUGCUCUCCCUGCAGCCGUCCUACUAUUACCCCUAUGCCUACUGCCUCCCCGCAUGGACACUGUCUGCGUGCGCGGGGAAUCAGUGAAAAGUCAGACUGUAUUUAUUCUUUUUAUUAUUCCUGUUCCCGGGAACCAAACUAACUUUAUGUUUUUCUGACAAGAAGAGGAGACCCGAGGGAGCUGUUAAUCAGUUCUGCGCCUCUGAACAGCCUCAUUGUGUCGUCACAGCAACACCAGGGGGGUCACAAACUCUUCCGUUUGCUCUCCACACUCUGAAAAUACCUUUUCACAAUUUAAAAGAUCGAAUUAUACUUUUUUUUUAAUUUAAAAUAAGAGUCUCUUUCGAAGGACCCCAGUAAAAUUUAGGUUCAAAGACGGUAAAUGUCUGAGCUGCAGUCGGGCGGACAGACAGGACCUGCUUAUAAAACCUCUGUGUGGACUGACAUAACAAAAAUAGAAGCAGCUUAGGCCUGUUUCUCUGUGUGCUGGCUGGGACCCCCUCCCGGAUCUCCGAGGGCCCCUGGACCCUACUGUGGGACCCGGAGGCUCAGCCAGACCUAAAAUAACACCUUCUGUUGGUUUUGACUUUACAUGCGCCUUCCUACCUCUGCGAAAUAGACACGUUCCAUUGACUUUCAAAAUAACUGUCUCUGUUACAGUGUGUGUGUGUGCGUGCGCGUGCGCGUGUGUGCAUGCGUGUGUGCAUGCGUGUGUGCAUGCGUGUCUUGCUGUGUUUGUUAAGGUAAGAUAUUUAAGCACUUUUCAGCAUAUCUGUUACAUUAUUUCCGUGUAAAUGCAUGCAGCGUUUGUUGGCCUGAGAGCAGGAGGAGGCAGGCUGAAACAAACCCACUCCCAGUUGAAAUGUUUGAUUUGUGUCAAAUGGCUGAUUAGAUUGAAUUAAAACAUAUCAGACAUUUCA